Staurois parvus is the source of this 3624-nucleotide messenger RNA. Lineage: Eukaryota; Metazoa; Chordata; Amphibia; Anura; Ranidae. The record is from the annotation of a GenBank genome assembly.
AUGGGAGUUCAAGGACUCUGGAAGCUGCUUGAAUGUUCUGGAAGACCGAUAAAUCCAGAGACAUUAGAAGGGAAAAUCCUUGCUGUCGAUAUAAGUAUUUGGCUGAAUCAAGCAGUGAAAGGAGCUAGAGACCGCCAAGGUAAUGCCAUCCAAAAUGCUCAUCUGUUGACCUUAUUCCAUCGACUUUGCAAGUUGCUGUUUUUCAGAAUACGCCCUAUUUUUGUAUUUGAUGGUGAAGCCCCUCUUCUGAAGAAACAGACUUUGGCAAAGAGAAGGCAGAAGAAGGAUUUUGCAGCCACUGAAGCCAAGAAAACAAAUGAGAGGUUGCUAAAGACCUUCUUGAAAAGACAAGCCAUUAAAGCAGCUUUGUCCGGAAACAAGCAAAGCAAUGAGGAGUUUCCAAGUCUUUCUCAUAUAAGAAGAAAAGAAGAGGAGGAUAUUUAUGCUCUAGCCCCCUUAGAAGAGAAUGAGAAAAAUAGUUCUGAAGAGGAAGAAGAGAGAGAAUGGGAGGAGAGAAUGGACCAGAAGCGAAUUCUUCAGGAAGAAUUUUUUGCUGACCCUCAUUCAGUGGAUGUAGACUCUGAGGAUUUUAACAGCCUUCCUCCUGAAGUGAAACAUGAAAUCCUGACUGACAUGAAGGAGUUCACCAAGCGAAGAAGGACAUUGUUUGAAGCCAUGCCAGAGGGCUCUGAUGAUUUCUCCCAGUAUCAGCUGAAAGGACUGCUGAAGAAAAACAAUUUGAACAGGUGCCUCCAUAAUGUGCGGAAAGAGAUGAGCCAGCAGCACGUGGGAGAGGUCCGUGCUCAGUUUGAGACAGAAGGGGGAUUUAUGAGAGAGGUUGAAUCUAACCGUCUGGUCUCAGAAGACUCUUCUCAUUAUAUUCUAAUUAAAGGGAUUCAGUCAAAGACUAAAGAUAAAAAAGAGGCUAAUACAGAAGGAGCAACACCCUCUAGUUCAAAUGAUACAACUCCAAAAACAUUCCUUGAUUUUAAGUUGGCAUCUGCUCAUAAAUCGAAGAAAACUAAGGAACCUGUUACAGAAGUUGCACCACCCUCCCCAAGGACACUGUUUGCUAUCCAAGAGGCAAUGUUAGAAAAUAGCUCUGAUGAGGAAGUUCAUGAUAGUAAGGUCACAAAAAAUGACCCUUCUGAGCCUGUCUGUAAAAUAGAUGGCAGUGUCUCACCAAGGACCCUACGUGCAAUUCAACAAGCUCUUACUGAGGAUGAAGAAAUGGUGAACAAGAAGAGGUCUGUUGAGAUAAUUGAUGAAGAUCAUGAACAGCCGAGAGCUAAAGUACUGAUUAUCAGUAGUUCAGAUGAGGAGGAUGCUUCUCUGGUCACUCAGUAUGGAGCACAAAGAAACCCUAUCAUACCUGUAGCAAAUGAUGAAUUGUCACCAAAUCCUGUCCAGAAUAAUAUAAGUACUAUGAAUGAGAAAUCGCCACCUAAUUUGGUACCUAACCUGAAACAAAAUGAACCACUUCAAAAAUUGGUUGGAUCUCGAAUAGAAAGAGUAGAUUUCAGUGCACAUGCAGUAAAGAGAAAUCUCUUUCAUUCACAAGGCACACCUUUGACAAAUCUUUCAAGUAGUCUUGGUGCAUUCUCUCCUAUGAAGCCUUCUCUGGCAUUGGAAAGCCACCAACUAGAUGCAUCUAAAAAUUUAGAAAAUGCUAUCUUCAUUCCUUCUGAAGCAGAGACCGUUAAAAUAAAAAAACAUAGCCAACCUAAUGUUCAUACAGCUAGCAGUGAAAGUGAAAUAAAUCUUCGGCCAUCAGCUGGUCAAGUAACAAGUAGCAUCCACGAACCUGUGUUGUCUACAUCAGGGCUGUUUUCUACAACCAACAAGCCAUCAACUGAAGUGAACACUGAAGGCCACAGUCCACUGGAUGUGGUCCUACAAGAACAAAAUGUCAUAGAGUCCAAAGUGGAGGGUUCCAGCAGUCAGCAGCCUUCUUCCAAAAAUAUUCCAGACAAUUCUUAUAUGCCUAUGACUCCAGAAAGUAUUCCUGUUACUGAAGGAGAGUCAGACAUAGAAAAAGAAGUGGAUUCAGAUUCUGAUGGUAGCUUCAUUGAAGUAGAGAGUGAAUUGGCUGAUGGAAACUCCCAGUUGGUGCAGGCACCAGAAACUUCCAAAAAUCUUGUUCCUGUAACAGGCAUUAUGGGAUCUGAUGUUACCAAUACAUCACAUAGCUCUGGCACAAAGAUAGAGAUGACUCUUGCAGAGAAUCACAAUGUACAUGGCCAGGAUGUUGUAAUUCAGCAGAAUGAAGAAUCAAGAGACGAGGAAGAUGCAGUCAAUGACUGGCAAGACAUAAGUAUGGAAGAACUGGAGACGCUGGAGAAUAAUUUAUUUGUUCAGCAAACCUCCCUCCAGGCACAACGGCAACAGCAGGAACGUGUGGCUGCAUCUGUUACAGGACAGAUGUAUCUAGAAAGCCAGGAACUCUUACGCCUGUUUGGCAUCCCCUAUGUUGUUGCCCCUAUGGAGGCAGAAGCUCAGUGUGCAGUUUUGGAUUUAACUGACCAGACUUCAGGGACUAUCACAGAUGACAGUGACGUCUGGCUUUUUGGGGCCCGACAUGUCUACAAAAAUUUUUUCUCUCAGAAUAAAUAUGUGGAGUACUACCAGUUUUCUGAUAUUCAGAAUCAGUUGGGCCUGGAUCGCUCUAAGCUUAUUAAUUUAGCAUACUUGAUGGGCAGUGACUAUACAGAAGGAAUACCCUCUGUUGGCUAUGUGUCUGCCAUGGAGAUACUGAAUGAAUUUCCUGGACAUGGGCUGGAGCCUCUGCUGAAUUUCAAAGAAUGGUGGACAGAAGCACAAACAAAUAAGAAAAUAAGACCUAAUCCAAAUGAUACCAAAGUAAAGAAGAAAAUUCGGGAUCUAGAGCUACAUCCUGGCUUCCCUAACAAGGCAGUAGCUGACUCAUAUCUAAAACCAGUGGUAGACGAGUCAGAGGGAGCUUUUUCCUGGGGGAGGCCAGACCUGGAACAAAUCCGAGAAUUUUGUGAAAGCCGUUUUGGAUGGUAUCGCUCAAAGACAGAUGAAGUGCUUUUACCAGUGCUAAAACAGUUAAAUGCCCAACAGACUCAGCUCCGAAUAGAUUCUUUUUUCCACGUGGAACAGCAUGAGGCUCACACUCUGAAGAGUCAGCGGCUGCGUAGGGCUGUAACCUGCAUGAAGAGGAAGGAGAAAGAUGGUGAAACCGCAGAUUUAGAGCAAGCCGAGGCCCUUAUCGAGAGAGAUGAUAGAAAACAAAAAGGAGCAAAAUCCAGUAAAAGCCAUAAAAAAACACAUUGUAGAAAGAACAAACAGGAGACUGAACCAGGGAGUCCUGAUGAGGUCUGUGUGGAGGGGGGCUUUAUUGGGCCCAGUUUAGGACCCUUGUCAUCUUAUAAUGAAAACUCAAUGAUUGAUGACAAUGAUUCAGAGGCAAACACUAGUGCAAAAUGCAAAGGGGGAUCCAAAACAAGCAAAGACAGAACUGCUGCCCCAAUUGUAAAGACAGACAAAAUGGAGACAAGCAGUUCGAGUGAGAAUGAAGAGGAGGUGUUGCUUGUGACUGCCAAGCCUGUGUUUCAGGGCAAGAAUAGAAAGUCAAGGACUGUGAGAGGAAGAAAGAAGUGA